CAUCGAUUAUGAUUCGUCCAACUUUGAUUGCGCGGGUGCGGUAAUUCGUUUCAGUUGACGUGUCCGGACUGUUUUAUUCACAGCUCCCUUACGGAUGACCGGGGUCAAUCAGUCUUUCAUCUAGGAUAAAAGCGUAACGGUCUGGAGAUCCUCCGCACUGCUCAGUCCCUAUUGUAUUUCCUGUGCCAUAUUGACCUUUAAGCUGUAGCUUCCAGUUCUUACUCUCCUUGUUCCCUACUAGCUGGUCUUGUAUUCUUCUCAGCUACCUUGUGUUCUCUUUCAAUUAUCUAACACCAUUUCUCGAGCGACAUGCAUCAGUAUUACCCCACUUCUCCUGCAGGACUUGGAGCUUUUGCUACACCUACCCGACAGGGCUCAUAUGGAAGCAACUACAGUGCUUACAGCGCAUCAGCCCCCAGCCCCCAAUACAGCGCCUCAGUCCCCAACUCCGUACACACGCUCAUCGCAGCAAUGAAAAACCUUCAAUCCACGCUCACUCUAUGGUCCACCUCACGAGCCUCCCCUGACGCAGUCAGCGACGCCUACAUGCAAUUCGGAGUCGGAUUUAACGCCGUGGUAUGGGCAUUCGAGGGAUCAGGGGUUGACACAUCAGAUCUGCAUCAAAUUCCCGCGCGACUACGCACUGUGCUUGAGAUGUGUCUAGGCGAAGACCCCUCCCCUGCUGCACUGGAAAUGUAUCAACCACGAAUCCGACAACAGCUAUACGAACUACUGCAGGGCCUCAAAGCAAAGCAGGGUGGGUGGCGCAGUGCUGUAGCUGCAGGGCUUUAGAUUAACUCCAUUCCCGACGAUGAUCUGCGAUCUUGAUGGUAAUUGUAUCUUCUUUAUAUAAGUAUUGAUUUCGACCUUUAUUUAGUUAUUUUGCUGAUUGCCAGCAGUUAAUGUAUUGCCUAUAUAUUCAGUAUAGAAGCGCAGAGUUUACAUAGUACUUGCAAUCGACUUGCAACGGAUCACAAAAAGUAGAGCGCACUACUGUACAACUUUCUUGCAUUAUCUUCAAGCAGUUACUUUGGAUAUCAAGCGUCUGGAACUUCUGCCACACAUUCGAUCUCAACACUUGCGCCCAGCGGAAGAGAAGCUACACCGACACACGUCCUCGCGGGCAUCGCAUUGGCAUCGAAGAACUACGUGACAAGGUCA
Messenger RNA from Suillus clintonianus, 1161 nucleotides. RefSeq lists its product as uncharacterized. The transcript is spliced from 4 exons. The coding region runs from base 310 to 792 and encodes 160 amino acids. The record is from RefSeq and is a predicted model, not a curated record. NCBI's taxonomy places the organism in Eukaryota, Fungi, Basidiomycota, Agaricomycetes, Boletales, Suillaceae. Gene Ontology annotation, cellular component: cell tip; cytoplasm. Gene Ontology annotation, biological process: establishment of cell polarity.